UUGGAGCAGCUUUGAAUCCAUAGACCUCGGCCGGAACGCGCCGCAAAGCGUUUGCGGUGCAUCAUGGUCGUGGUCUCGCUCUUCGUGUUGAAUCGCAAUGGCUCCCUGAUAUACAGCUACGAGACUCAGGGAUCGCACCUUUCCUCCAACGACAAGAUCCGGCUGUCGUCCACCUUCCACGGCAUCAGCGCCAUCGCGGCGCAGAUCUCGCCCAAGCGAAGCGGAGGCUCUUUCAGCUCCUUACAGGGCAUCCGAACACUGGAUGCGGACACGUUCCGACUCCAGUGCUUCCACACGGCCACGGGCGUCAAGAUCUUUUGUGUGCUGUUGCCGCCUUACGUGGAUGCGGACCUGCUGUUGCGGCAGGUUUAUGCCCACUACAGCGAUUUCGUGCUGAAAAACCCUUUCUACGAACUCGACAUGCCUAUCCGGUUCGAAACCUUCGAAAAGGAGGUGCAGCGAAAGCGUAAGGCGCCUUUGAUCUGAGAGAGCUGUUGUAUCCUUUCUCAAUGACAUAAGAAGAAUUGGCGAUAACUAGUAUAGGUAUUCUAAAAUAAAGAAUGAACG
Molecule: messenger RNA, 567 nt
Organism: Effrenium voratum
Lineage: Eukaryota; Dinophyceae; Suessiales; Symbiodiniaceae
Source: the annotation of a GenBank genome assembly